AAGCCUGGCCAGGUCAUUAUCAUAGCGUUUGAAUACUUUAAAUAAUGUUUUAUACUUAGCGACUAUAAUGGAUUAUAAAUUUAUUUACAUAAAUAUGUAGCCCAUCUACUCAGCUAAACCCAUUGGUGUAUAUCUACUAAACGAAAGUUGAAUCUGGUUCUUAAGUUUUAAUUGUCCCAUUUUGUUGGAUAGACAAAAAAAAUAGACACAACCCACUCAUUGUUUUACAUACCUAUUUGUGUUUUUACUUCAUCUAUAGUAACCUAACCAAAAAUGGGAAAUUCUUCCUCUACUCUGCCUAUUAAAACCGUCUUCAAGCUUUCAUCGCCUCUACCCUCUUGGCCACCAGGUGAAGGUUUUGCUAAAGGAACCAUAGAUUUGGGAGAGCUAGAAGUUUGUCAAAUAACAAGUUUUAACAAAGUUUGGUCAGCCACUAAGGGAGGACCAGAUAAUCUUGGGGCAACCUUCUACGAACCCUCACCAAUUCCAGAAGGCUUCCACUUGUUAGGAUUUUACAGCCAGCCCAACAACAAACCCCUCUUCGGAUGGGCACUAGCUGUAAAAGACAGCAAUGGUUCAUCAUCAGCUUUAGCUCAACCAAUUGACUACACUCUCAUUUGGAGCAGCGCUUCUCGCAAAGUCAAGGGCGAUGGCAAUGGCUACAUAUGGCUUCCAACUCCACCAGAGGGCUACAAAGCCGCCGGCAUGGUUGUCACCAACACCCCACAAAAACCUCCCCUUGACAAGGUCCGUUGUGUGCGCUCCGACCUUACCGAGCCCUGCGAGGAGGAGACAUGGAUCUGGGCACAGAAAAAGGCACCAACCAUCGAUGAAGCUGAUGGUUUUGAUAUCUAUAGUCUUCGCCCGACGAACAGAGGAAUUGAAUUGCCUGGAGUGAGAGUCGGUACAUUCACUGUUAGAAACAGUGGAAGUACUAUAACUUCAACUUUGGCUUGUUUGAAGAAUGUGAAUCCUAACAAGAAUUCAUAUAUGCCUAAUUUGGAGCAAGUAAAGGCUCUGUUUCGAGCUUACGCUCCUUUGAUCUACUUUCAUCCGGACGAGAAGUUCCUCCCUUCUUCAGUAAACUGGUAUUUUGAUAACGGAGCACUUUUAUACCAAAAGGGAGAAGAUCAAUCAUCCAAAGCCGUUGGGAUCAAAGUCGAACAGGAUGGCUCAAACCUCCCACAAGGUGGCGCAAACGACGGGUCGUUUUGGCUGGACUUACCGGUGGACAACGAUGCAAAAGAGAAAGUGAAAAAAGGUGACUUGAGUAGUGCUCAAGUUUACCUACACGCUAAACCAAUAUUGGGGUCCACGUUUACCGACAUAGGGAUAUGGUUAUUCUUCCCAUUUAAUGGUCCGGCAAGAGCUAAGGUGGGGCCUCUUGAUAUCCCUUUGGGUAAAAUUGGCGAACACAUAGGGGACUGGGAACACUUGACGCUCAGAGUCAGCAAUUUUAACGGAGAGUUAUGGCUUCUCUACUUGUCUCAGCACAGUAAAGGUCAAUGGGUCGAAGCUUCGGAGCUCGAAUUCGGCAGUGGUAAUAAACCAGUCGCUUACGCGUCGCUUAACGGUCACGCGCUGUACAGGAAGCCGGGUACAGUUAUGCAAGGAGGUGGAGAGGUUGGGAUUAGGAAUGACACUGCCAAGAGCAAAUUUGUUAUGGACACGGAGAAGGGGUUUUCAAUAGUGGCGGGUGAGUAUAUGGGGUCUGCAAUAGUUGAGCCGCCAUGGCUGAAUUAUUUGAGGAAAUGGGGUCCGAGAAUUGUCUACGACUCGGCAGAUGAGGUGGAGAAGAUUCAGAAUGCUUUGCCUGGGAAUGUUAAGUUGCCCAGUGAAAUUUUUGGGGAAGACGGCCCAACUGGUCCCAAGCUCAAGCGCAGUUGGAGCGGAGAUGAAGUGAUAUGAGAAUACUAUUAUUAUUUAUUAACUCCACCAUUAUUGAAUAUUGAUUGUGUGUUAUUGUGUUAUUGUUGAGUCAUUAACGGUUAUGGAAUAUUUAAUAAUCUAUAAUUGCACAUUUUAUUUAUUUUAAUAGUUUUGAAAGGGAAGUUAUUUGUUUUAUAGAAAAGUAAAAGAUGAGUGGUUGAGUUGGUAUACCAA
Cannabis sativa is the source of this 2103-nucleotide messenger RNA. RefSeq lists its product as hypothetical. NCBI's taxonomy places the organism in Eukaryota, Viridiplantae, Streptophyta, Magnoliopsida, Rosales, Cannabaceae. The record is from RefSeq and is a predicted model, not a curated record. Bases 274 to 1908 code for a protein of 544 amino acids. The transcript has 2 exons.